Molecule: messenger RNA, 6635 nt
Organism: Physella acuta
Lineage: Eukaryota; Metazoa; Mollusca; Gastropoda; Physidae
Product: stromal interaction molecule 1
Biological process (GO): store-operated calcium entry; intracellular calcium ion homeostasis; activation of store-operated calcium channel activity
Cellular component (GO): plasma membrane; endoplasmic reticulum
Molecular function (GO): calcium ion binding; protein binding; calcium channel regulator activity
Source: RefSeq, a predicted model, not a curated record
CCGGGGCCGCAGGGUGUGGACGAUAAGAACCUGGGGGCGGGCAGUACCUGCUGGCACUUGGAGCAGGGAGCCGCUAGGUCCAGUCAGUCACCACCCAUGGCAGCAAGGAUGUGAUGCUUGUCGUCUACAACUAAACAUCAGGUGAAUGAUAAUCUGUUAUAGUGGGAGAGAUCUGUUGGAUUAAGUUCUCAUUCCGUGCAGACAGUUUCCUUUAGUUUUCACCCGAUGUCAAAUUUCGCUAGUCCUGGCGUUAGAAUGGGCUGCACGAAAAACCUGUUGGUUCAGACUGGCCGGUGUAGGAGCAGGUCCCAGUCCUCGUAUGUGGGACUGUCCUCCAGCCGACUGGACAUCUACAGCAGGCUGGAGGCCAACGACGCCCUGGCUAAGUCCCUGGACAAGCCACUGGACAACCCCAAGGAGGUCCGCGUGAAAGUCGAGCCGUACAAGCUCAAGUAUCUUGUGUUCUACAUCGUUGUUUUCUUCGGAGUCCUGCAGCUUGACAUCCGAGUCUUGAAGAAAUAUUUCCUCCGUGACGAGCUCCAGUACACCGAUGGUUUCGAGCGUCAGGCACUGUUCCACAACAACGACAAGCUCAUCAGCGUGGACGACCUGUGGAAGGCUUGGAAGCGCUCAGCGGUUUACAACUGGACUGUGGAUGACGUGGUCGAGUGGCUGGUCCAAGAUGUUGAUCUACCUCAGUACUCCAACACCUUUCACAACAACGCUAUCGACGGUUCAGUGCUGCCCAGGUUGGUCAACUCCACCAACCCUCUACUGCAGGCGUUGGGCAUCAGGAACCCGGUACACAAACAGAAGUUGUCUCUCAAGGCCAUGGACAUUGUUCUCUUUGGUGCUCCCAAAAGGGUACACAGCUACGCCAAGGAUAUCCUCCUUGUGUCCUCCCUGAUUAUUGCCAUUGGGGGCUGCUGGUUCGCCUGUCUACACCACCGCUACUCACAGACGCAGGUGAAGAAGAUGAUGAAAGAUCUGGAAUCUCUGCAGAAAGCUGAGGAAUCUUUGAAGAAACUGAGUAAAGAGCUGGCUGAGGCAGAGAAAAACCAAGUGUCUAUGUCACAUGACAAACAGGAAGAGCUGAGAAUAUUAAGGCAAAAUCUGGCCAAAGUACGCUCAUGUCUCGACCUAAAUAUGUACCUGUUUCUUCAAAACUCCAUAAGGUUAAAGGUGCCUCAAGUGGCAGGGGGAGAUAAAUCACCUGUUAGCUUGAGUAGGGAGGGGUCGGUGCUGAGGAGGAGGGAGGGAGAGAGGAAACUGCAGCAAGCGGAGGAGGAACUGGCCUCACUCCGGGAGGCUUUGUCCCAGGCUGAGAACAGGCUGGAGAUCCAGCAACAGCUAGAGAGCCAGUGGUCAGUUCCUGGAGAACUUCAAGCAUGGCUGCAGCUAACACAUGAGCUAGAGCAGAUACACUACAACGCUAAGAGACAGGCGGCUGAGAGACAGCUGGCUGUGGCCAGAGAUGGGUGUGAUAAAAUAAAGAAACGUAACAAAGCAUUUUUUGGUUCCCUACGAAUGGCUCACAGCAAUUCGCUGGAUGAUAUUGAUCAAAGUAUUUUAGAUGCAAGAGCUGCACUAGAGGAGGUGAAACAAGACCUCCAGGAGAGACUCCACAGGUGGCACACUAUUGAACUCUUGUGUGGGUUCCCUGUUAUCAGCAACCCUGGGCUGGCAGCCCUCAAACAAGCUCUUGGGCGAGACAUAGGAGAUCUGAGCCGUAUCCCUGGGUCACUGUUGGCCCCUGUGUCCAUUGAUGAAGCUGAUGAAGAUCUCCCACCCACAGCCUUUUUAAGCACUUUACAGUUACAAAAUGGUGGAGCGUCGUGUUCCCGUCCCCGGGCCUUGUCUGCAGCUCCAGCUAAUAGAGAUGAGGCCAACGAGACAGAGAAUAUUUAUAAUCAGAUCCCUGAGCGCCAACGCCAGCAGAUAUUUGCCUGGGCUCGCCGGAGUCGGCUCAACUACUGGAUGAAAAAGAAAAUAUCCCCGUCAAAUGGAUACACAGGUACCACCCUACCUCCAUCAGGUAAAUCCUCAACAUUCCUCAAGCAGCAAGUCCUGGAUGGAAGCACGGCCUCUCUCUCCCACGUUGGCAAGGUGCCAAUACCUGGCCAUGGCGGCGCCACCCUGGCCAGGCGUGGCAGCCGAGAUAACGAGCUCAACGGCUACUCACCUGUGGUGACACCUACCUCCUCCAACAUGAGCACAUCUCCCAGUGCUGUAUCAUUCCAUCUUGGAGAGGGAAGCCACUACACCAAUCAUCAUGAAAGAUCUCAAUCCAAUGGUUCCAUAUCUCAAGCUCUACCUAAUGGUCAGCCCAGAGCUGGUAUCAACCAGUCCAUGUCCUACCCCCCCUAUGGCCAGAUGUCCUCUCCCCCCUUGGCCAUUUCCCCCGGGCUCAGCAGAGUUGGAUCCUCCGGCCAGCUCUUGUCCAGCAACACCAUUCCCCGCGCCAACCAUUCCUCCAUGAAAAUCUACUCCUCCCCCUCCAACAACCACCUCAUGGCCCAACAUGCCGCCCCCGCCAACCACACGGAUGACCCCAAAAUAACUCGCAGCGACUCCAGAGAUAUCCUUAACAACAACCUGGGUCACAUGAUGCUGGCUGCGAGCCCCAAAGUCCCGGCCCCCACCACGGCUGUAGGGAUCCUGCACCACGUGACACAGCAGCUGCUGGACGAAUCAGACUCGGCAAGUUUUGACUCCAACCCCCGCAACCAUUCCUCAGCCAUGUCACAUAUGGAUCAGACCCCGGAGCUGGACCUGAGCAGCCUGGACACCGACUCCCUGUACGGGGGCAAGGAGGUGGCCCAGAAGAGCGAGGCCCCCACAGACAGGGAGAACGAGAAGAAACAGAGCAGGAAGAAAAAGUUCCUGCCCAAGUUUUUGUUGAAGCAUGCAGGAAAGCAGAAAACUUCCUAAUGUCUGUUUUACUGGGACUGUUAUCACAGAGGUCGUUCUUUGGUUGGAAUGUUUUCAUUUUCUUACAUUUGCAUAAUUAAUUCAUAUCAGUGGGAGACAAAUACUGUGAUUGUCUUUGAAGGGGACAAUAUCAUUGGUAUAUUUUUCAAAUAUUUUUACGUCCAAGAGUUAUUUCUUCAAAUCACAUAUUUUGAAUGAAAGAAUUCAAUAUUUAAUGCCUGAAUAAUAUAAAAAAAGUGUAUUUUUAAAAAAUCAGUAAAUCAAGUUCCCAGAUUGAAUGAACUGCUCUCCCAAGCACAUCUCACGGUUCCAAAAUAUUUUCCAUUUUUUCUCUCCCCAUUUUUUUAUGCAGUUAUUAGCUAGACAUGAUGUAUCUACCCACAAAUGAAUCAAGAAUGUUAUUUUUGUUUUGGUUGAGUUUAAUUGUUUUGUAAUCUCUUAAGAUGAGUUGUUGUUUUUUACAACCAUCCAUAUCAUACACUGAGAGGCUGUUUUGAUAGUCUGUUUCCCAGUAAGAAAUUAUAUAUUUGUGGUGACUAAAAUGAUAUGCAGAUUGUCUGUCACUCAUAUAAGGUAUAUAGGCCUAUUUACACAUUAUUUCUACUGGACAAAAGUUGUACACAUUUCCAUUUUGUGAAUCGUUAAAAAAAAAGAUUGAAUUUUCUCGUCCCAUAAUCUUUUUGUUUAAUCACUAAUCCUGGGGAUUAACAACUCUUUUUAUCAUUUGUUUUGAUUUCUUAUUUUUCUGUUCUGAACUUUUUUACAUUUUCUAUUUUUAGAUCAGUGUUUUAUUUGUGUGAUCUCAGCUGUUAUGAAUCAGACUAUUUUUGGAACAUUUUCGGGGGAUUGUUGAGCAAUUCAAAUUUUUAUGGACUGGCCAAUUUUUUUUUACUGAAAAUUUUAUUCACUUCUAAAUGUAAUAUCUUUUAUACUACUCAGUGGACAGUCCAACACUUUCUUCUCUCCGUCUUUGUAAUAUAGCUGACUGUAUAAUUGGAUUGUUUAACGGAUGACAUUAUGACUGAAUUGAAUAGUGAUUGCAUGACUGCGUUGACUGAAUUACAUUAUGAUUGACCUCAGGAUGGAAUUGUACUUGAUCUAAACAAGAGAUCUGAGCUGGAUUCUCAGAGAUGACCUUUGUCCAGGCAAAAGGAGUUAAUUGAUGUCUUAACCUACUGAUAUCGUUGACCUAGCUUCUAGGUGUUUUAAUGUCAAUGUGAAUGGUAGAAUAUCAGACCAAUACUUGUGUAUAUGAAUGUAGAAUAGAAGACAUUGUAUAUAUGAAUGUUGAAUAGAAGAACCAGUACUUCUGUAUAUGAAUGUAGGUAACCCUUGUCAUCUAUCAUUCCUAAGAUUUCAUCAUUCCUAUUAUUCUUGAGCUGUUUCCUUUAGUAUGAUAGACAUUUUAUUUUCUUGAGACACAUAAAAAACAUAUUAAAAAGUUGCUUUUUUUCACUCAUUUACAUUGGUCAGGUGUUUUAGGGAAGUAGAUACAUUAUUUGACACUACAAAUUCUAUUUCGUUGGGUUUUUUUUUUUUGCCUUUUGUUUGUGAAAAAAAUUAUUAUCUGCAACAAGUUCUACAGCAACUUGUGUAUGUUUGCAACACAUCCUACAGCAACUUGUGUAUGUUUGCUACAAGUUCUACAGCAACUUGUGUAUGUUUGCUACAAGUUCUACAGCAACUUGUGUAUGUUUGCUACAAGUUCUACAGCAACUUGUGUAUGUUUGCUACAAGUUCUACAGCAACUUGUGUAUGUUUGCUACAAGUUUUACAGCAACUUGUGUAUGUUUGCUACAAGUUCUACAGCAACUUGUGUAUGUUUGCUACAAGUUCCACAGCAACUUGUGUAUGUUUACAAGUUCUCCAGCAACUUGUGUGUCAACGCUCUGUGAUCCACUGUAUAUGUUACAUCAAGCCACUAGCUGCAGUGUGUGGACCUUCAUUCCUUAACCAGCUCUUAAGUUUCUUUUAGUUUGUAUUUGAUUAUGGUUGUUUUAUAUUUAAAAGCUUCCAUUUUUUAUAUGCAUUACUAAUUCAAUUAUAGUCAUUCAUGCUCUUUCUUUUUCUUCAGUUUUUUAUAAAUAAAUCAUUUAUCCCUACUUUUUACUUCCCAAAAAGUUACUUUAAACCUGUGUUACGGAUUUCUUUAAAAAUUUUCAGUAAUGCAUUAUGGUUUUAGUAUAGUACAAGAUAAUAACAGAUAGCUUUAAAAACACAUAAAUGACAAUGUUAGAAAUUUUGAUCGACAUUUACUGAUGAUGAACCAUCAACAGAAAAAUUUGCUUCAAUCAGUCAUUGCUUAUAACUGUAAAAAAAUUAUAUCACCAUUUGUUCAUGUGAAUCUGUUUAAAAGUAAUUAUUUGUUUGGCGCUUCCACAUUUUCCAAUUUGUUAAAUAUUUAACCACAAAACUUCCCUCAAUGAACUCUCCCAACAUUUUUUAGUUGAGAAUUUUUUUUUUAAAUGAUCAUGCUAUUAUAUUAAGAAUUUGUAAAACAAAAAAAUUUCUGCAUCUGUUUCUAAUUUAUUUCCAUUUAAUUGCAGGUGUUGAACUGUGUCCAUAUAAAAAAUAUCUCUAAAUUCAAAUCACUUCUGAGUGUAUUGUCUGCAUAAAAUUUGUAUGCAAGUACCAUUCCCUCCUUGCUGCCAAUGAUAUAAAAAAAAGUAUAUUAUCAUUUGUAUAAAUUUUGAAAUCCAAUAUGUUGAUAAUAGAUUUUUAUAAUUUUGGCAGAUUUAAAAGGUGUAAAACACGAAUUCAUUUUGUGUUAAACUUUAGAGUAGGUUGUGAUGUAUCGUUGAAAGGGAGAUAAUGGAUGCAAACUGUUCAACAUUUCAUGGAUUAUCUUCCAUGUAAUCUGUUUUCAAAGUAUACCAUCUUAAUAAUGUAUAAAAGUAGCACACUUCUCAUAUUGAUAAAUAUUGGCUGUGUAUGAUGUAUAUUUAUAAAAAAAAUUUAAUUAGUGAAAAUCAUUAAAUUUAUUAUUUUGACAAUUGCUACUUAUAUUUUUUCAUAAUAUUUCUAUUUAUUAGAAGCUUUUGAUUCAAGUCAUUUUUUUUUUGUAUUUAAAAACAUUUGCCUCUAAUCUGUACACAUAUAAAUGCACAUUUUUUUUCUCAUAUCUUUCUCAUAUCCUUUUACAGUAAUUAAAAUCUCAAAAUAAUUUUAUCAUUUGUUCCACAUUAGUCUAGUGAGGUAUGCAAGAAGGAAUGUUAAAUGAAUAAGUAAUUAAAUAAAAAGUUUGGAAAAGAAUGAGUGCCUUACUCUCUCUAAAAACCUUUUUCCCCAACCUCAUGUUUGUAUAGCAAGAGGGAGAUAACUUGCUAACCACAUAAUUUGUUCAUUAAAAUGGGAAAUAACUCUUGCUCAAACUAGGAUAUUGUUUUAUGUCUUGUCUACUGCUUUUGUGUGUCAGUCAUAGCUACACCGUUUUAGAAGAGGGAGGAGGAAACCAUUUUUUUUUCUUUUCUCUAAAAUUUUGUCAUUAAGAUUUAAUGAAGACAUUUUGAUAUCAAUUGUUAACUUCUUGUUGCCAGUGAACAUUGAAACUGAUUAUAUAUUAUUUGAUGUGGAACCUCUGGUUCUAAACCACACAAAAAAAUAUUUUUCUAUUUUAACAAUUGGUCAUAGAUGUAUAUGUUAAUGUCUCAACCAUGUUCAGAUUUUAUAUCUGUACCUAUCAUUUGAAAUAAAUUUUAAAACAG